Molecule: messenger RNA, 2305 nt
Organism: Scatophagus argus
Lineage: Eukaryota; Metazoa; Chordata; Actinopteri; Scatophagidae
Product: E3 ubiquitin-protein ligase TRIM35-like
Exons: 2
Coding region: 138-1550 (470 amino acids)
Molecular function (GO): zinc ion binding; protein binding
Source: RefSeq, a predicted model, not a curated record
GAGCUGAGACGCCAUUACAGGAUGUAGGAUCUCUACCAUAAAUACAAGAAAUUCACAAAACAAAGGACUGUAUUCUGUAAAUCAAAGGGACACAAUCAGUGAGUCUUGUUGUUAAAGGACUUUUCAAAUGUCAGGAAAUGGCAGAGAAACUUGCUCUUGUUGAAAGUUUCCUGAGUUGCAACGUGUGUUCAGAGACUUUCAGAGAUCCUGUGUCUCUGAGCUGCAACCACAGCUUCUGUUCAAGCUGUCUGCAACAAUUCUGGGAACAAACUGGAAACAAAAACUGUCCCAUUUGUAAGAGAAAAUCCUCAAAAGCUAACUUGGCAGUGAACUUUUCACUGAAGGAACUUGCUGACUCCUUUGCUGGGAGACAGAAAUCUGGAUCAUCUGAGACAGAACAAGCAGAGAAGAAGGUGGAGGUGGUGUGUAGUAAACAUCAGGAAGAGUCUAAAUUAUUCUGUGAGGACGAGCAGAGAGCUUUGUGUUCUGUCUGUGAGUUUUCUCUCCAUCAGAGUCACAGGGUGGUUCCUAUAGAACAAGCAGUCAGUGACCUGAAGGAGCAGCUGAAAUGUGACUUAAAGUCUCUACAGGACAAGAGGGACAAAUACAAACAAGUGGAGGAGACAUACAAUGAAGUGAUUCAACACUCCAAGAAGCAGCUGCUGUCCACAGAGAAGCAGAUCAGAGCAGAGUUCAACAAGCUCCACCAGUUCCUGAAGGAGGAAGAGGAGUCCAGACUGGCAGCUCUGAGGGAGGAAGAGGAGCAGAAGAGGAAGACUAUCAGCAGAGAGAUGAAGAUGAUUCAGGAGCAGAUCUCCUCUCUGUCAGACAGCAUCUCUGCUGUUGAAGAAGACCUGCAGAAACACAACAUGACGUUCCUCAGCAGUUAUAAAGCCACUCAGUCCAGAGCCAGAGUCCAGUGCUCACUGUCAGAUCCACAGCUGGUCUCAGGAGCGCUCAUAGAUGUGGCCAAACACCUGGGAAACCUGUCCUUCAGAGUCUGGGACAAGAUGAAGGACAAGGUCCACUUCAGUCCUGUCAUUCUGGACCCAAACACUGCAAACCGCUGGCUCCAUUUGUCUGAUGAUCUGACCAGUGUGAGACAUGGAGACACAAGCCAGCAGCUUCCUGACAAUCCAGAGAGGAACACUAAGUAUACAAAUGUUCUGGGCUCUGAGGGCUUCAGCUCAGGGAAACACAGCUGGGAGGUGGAGGUGGGAGAUCAUCCUGUCUGGAAUGUAGGUUUGGUUAAAGAGUCAGUCGAGAGGAAAAGUGGGGCAUCUGCUUUACCAAAAUAUGGAUUCUGGUGUUUGUUACAUCGCAGUGGAGAAUACACUGAUGUUGCUGGUAAGCCUGUUGGAGUGAAGAAGAGUCUCCAGAGGAUCAGAGUCCAGCUGGACUAUGACAGGGGGGAGGUGUCCUUCUACGACCCCGAAGACAUGAUUCACAUCUGCACUCACGGAGACACUUUCACUGAGAAACUUUUCCCAUAUUUCUGUGUUGGAGAGUCUGGAGAUGCUAAAACUACUGAGAUCAAAAUCUGUCACUGAUGUUUCUCAGUGAUGUGCAGAGAGUUCUGUAGAUGUCGAGAGCUGGGUGUGGUGACCUACUUUCCCGUCCUGCCUCUCCAGCCGUGCACCUGCCGUUCAUCACCUCCAAUCAGCUCCACCCCAAACUCCUGUAUAAGGAUCUAGUUCAGGCUUACACACAUGCACACACGCACACACACACACAUGCAGACACAGUGACAGAGGGAAAAGACAAAAUGAGGACAGAUAGAAACAACAGACAGGAGAAAACAGAGGAUAACACAAUGACCGACAGGGAACUGCAGAACUCGAACAGAAACUUGAACAGGUUCAUCGAAUAUGAACUCCUGCAACCACCUCUAUUAUCAUUUAAUCUGUGGAGUUUUUAGCCAUGAAAUAUCAGAAAUCCCAACAUUUGAGCAAAUGUGUAGAGUUGAUUUGAACACUUAAUAACUGUUAAAUUGGCAUCAAUUAUAGCUGUUAAUUUAACAACUUCACCACAUUCCACAUCAGGAAGAAGUCUGCUGUUUAGUGUGUUUAAAAUGCUGACUGCAAAGCCCUGACCCUGUCUUUGAGUCGUGGAUGCUGAAUUUUAAAAGGUUGCCAGCAUUGGUUACUUUAACCUUGUGCUCUAACGUUAAUCUUUAUUUUUAUGAUUUCAUAACAGCAUUUAUUUAUUAAUUAUUAAUAUUUACUAAUGCAUAGCUGCUGUUUGUGUUUAUGCUAACUGGCAAACAACCCAUCAGUUCAUCAGUCUAUGGUGAAUGAAUUUCAGG